AUGUCGAAUCGCACCAUGCCAGAGUCAAAUGAUCAUUAUUACACAACACCAAGUGCCAGAAGCUCUGAGCGUCAUGAAAACAGGAACAAGCAUCGCGGCUCGGAGGAUGAAUACUCGCCCCUUUUGCCCCCUGAUGCUCAUCCCGUGAAGACUUCGAGCUUUGUCUCUGCGGCAACCCCGAUAGCCUAUGAACUGCAGGCUCUGGUUCGCUCUUCCGUGCCUGUCAUUUCAUCUUAUAUCCUCCAAAAUUCGAUUCAAACCAUAUCUAUCAUCGCAGUCGGGAGAUCUAUGCCCCACAACCUCUCAGCGGCAGCGUUUACCUACAUGUUCAGCACCUGUUCUGGCUGGCUUAUAGGAAUGGGGGGCUCAACAGCCUUGGACACACUCGCCUCCACGGCCUUUACCGGGGGUUCCAACAAGCACCAGACGGGUAUUUUGUUGCAAAGGUGCAUUAUCGUUCUUACCCUUCUGUAUAUCCCUGUAUGCAUCAUAUGGGCAUUUUCCGACCGGCUGUUCAUCCUCCUUGGGCAAGAUCCAGAGCUAUCUCUUCAGUCCCGAAAGUUCCUUACCUGCCUAAUCCCAGGAGGGCUCGGGUAUAUCUACUUUGAGGCGCUCAAGAAGUAUCUGCAAGUCCAAGGCCUGGUGCAUCCCCCGACUUAUGUCAUGCUAGUUGUCUCUCCUCUCAGCGCCGUUUUGAAUUAUUUGUUCAUUAAUACCAGCCUUGGGCUAUUGGGAGCUCCGUUGGCCACAGGUAUCUCAUACUGGCUAUCAUUCGCCGGUCUUGUCUUAUAUACAAGAUAUGUGGCUGGUUACGAAUGCUGGAAUGGCUGGGACAAGGCAUGCCUGAGCCAUUUGGGUAUAUUCUUCCGCAUUGCUCUCUUAGGUAUUAUUCAACUGGGCACUGAAUUUUGGGCGUUUGAAAUUGUGGCCCUUAUUGCAGGAAACUUAGGGAAGCUUCCUCUUGCAGGGCAAAGUGUGCUGAUGACGGCAGAUCAAGUACUGGUCACAAUCCCCUUCGGGAUUGGCGUUGCCAGCAGCGUUCGUGUUGGAGGUGCUCUUGGAUCGAGGGAUGCAAAAGGAGCCAGACGAGCCGCUCAUACUGCUACUAUUCUAGCUGUGUCCUUGGCAGUAAUUAUUUGCCUAACUCUGAUCGUUACUCGCAACCAUUUUGCGAAACUUUUCACAAGCGAUAUGGAGGUAGUCAAGUAUGUGGCAAACGUAAUGCCAUGGAUAGGACUGUUCCAGAUCGCAGAUGCGGUUAAUGGAAGCUGUGGAGGUUCGCUGAGAGGCACGGGAAAACAACAUAUUGGAGCAGCUGCAAACAUCACGAGCUACUAUGUGAUUGCCCUUCCGUUGGGCUACUGGUUGGCGUUUCGGGGAUGGGAACUUUCGGGCCUAUGGAUCGCGCAAUGUAUUGGAAUGGGCUGCGUUGCAUUAUUUGAGCUAAUGUUUGUGCUGCGUACGAACUGGCAGAAGGAGAUCGAUCUUGCUUUAGAAAGGAUUCAUGAAGGUAGUGAACAAGACGAAACUGUUUGA
Clonostachys byssicola is the source of this 1536-nucleotide messenger RNA. Lineage: Eukaryota; Fungi; Ascomycota; Sordariomycetes; Hypocreales; Bionectriaceae. The record is from the annotation of a GenBank genome assembly.